AAGGAGAGGAACGUAAAUCUCGACGACAACGCAAUUAUGUUGCCGCUGAGGUUACAAUGCUUUAAGCCCGCCGUAGCGGCACGUCAAUUAGGUGUCUGCGCUCGUGCAGCUUUCACCACCGGCACCGGGUCAUUCGCUGACUCCUCCUCCUCCCCUUCCCGUGCAAGCACCACCUCCCCCGCCCCCCGCGCCAACUUUAGCCCCCGCCCGCGCACCCUCUCCCCCGGCAACGAGCGCGCCUCCCAAAACCUCCUCUCGCUGAUCGACCGCACCGCGCAACGCAAGGAGCGUCAGCGCACGCAGCGUACUGCCGCCUACGCGGGCGGGAACUCAGCUGAGGAUCUCGCGCGCCAUAAGACGGCGACGAAGGUCACGAAGCAGAUCUCGCGGCGCUGGAAGACGGGGGAUGUGUACGCGCCGCAUGAUUUGAGCGAGGUGGAGAUGAAGAAGUGGAAGCAGAGGGGGAAGCCGGCGGUGGAUGUUUUUGAUGUGUUGGAGUUGGAUCCGUUGGUGGAGUAUCGCAAUUUCGCGAUGCUUUCGGAGUAUAUGACGCCUAUGGGACGGAUUAUGCACUCGAAUGAUACGGGAUUGCGUAGUAGGAACCAGAGAAAGAUUGCUAAGGCUAUUCGCCGUGCAGUUGGGAUGGGAUUCAUGCCGUCGGUGCAUCGUCACCCGGAGAUCCUGAUGAAGGAGAGCACAAGGAGGAACGAGCCGCUUAGCCGUGAGACGAAGGCUUGAGAGGAUUGAUUUGAUGGAGUUGAGAAUGGCACAUGUAUAUUCAGUUGUGUACAUGGUACGUGGCUUGAGGGGAGAAGCAUUUAGAAGGUCAAUGAAAACACAGGGAUGUCCAUUGUACAAUAUAUAUCUUUUAAGAACACUCUCUCUUAUGUUGUAUUUAUCAAUUCUAUACAAUAUAUCCUAAACCUAUCCAUAAAGGUACUCGAUACACCACACUCAGUUGGGGACAAAUGCUCUCUGCUUUGCAUUGGGUCUGGUGGGCAAAACUGAAAAUCCGAGACGCAGUUCUUUGAUCACCAACCUUCCAGAUUUACCAUCUGACAUACAUCCAACAUUUCCUCUUGAUAAAGUGAGACCUAUGGCAGCUUCUCGAAGAUGCUGCGCAAUUGAAGCCCAUCUAACGGUGUUAGAUGCACAGCUACAGACCAAAAACUGCUCAAUAGAAGU
Pseudogymnoascus destructans is the source of this 1185-nucleotide messenger RNA. RefSeq lists its product as uncharacterized. Bases 37 to 738 code for a protein of 233 amino acids. Gene Ontology annotation, cellular component: ribosome; mitochondrial small ribosomal subunit. Gene Ontology annotation, biological process: mitochondrial translation. The record is from RefSeq and is a predicted model, not a curated record. The transcript is spliced from 3 exons. NCBI's taxonomy places the organism in Eukaryota, Fungi, Ascomycota, Leotiomycetes, Thelebolales, Thelebolaceae. Gene Ontology annotation, molecular function: small ribosomal subunit rRNA binding; structural constituent of ribosome.